AUGUUCCGUGACAGUCAUGAAGCCAAUUUUCCAUUUUCUAUUUUGACUCUGUAUAAUCUCCCGCUGUCCGGUUUCGGAUUCCGCAAAGGAACAAAGGACCCUUUAAUUACUGCGCACCAGUUCGACCGUGUGACAUGUUCCUCGGUGUACCGAGUUCUAUGUCAAAAACGCCACUGGCAUAUGGUGAACGGGAACACAACAGGAGGAAACCUGUACUGGAAUCGCCAGUCCGCGACCUUGUUUAUUGAUGCACGUUCCUUCUCCGUGUGGGAAGAGGCUAUUGAUCGGCAGUCGGCAAUUAUAGGCUGGAGAGACAAGCCAUUUAAUAUCAACUGA
Molecule: messenger RNA, 336 nt
Organism: Spodoptera exigua (beet armyworm)
Lineage: Eukaryota; Metazoa; Arthropoda; Insecta; Lepidoptera; Noctuidae
Source: the annotation of a GenBank genome assembly